AUGAACAGCAGUGGCGAUGACCAGCUGCUGAAGAGCAACGACCAAACGCGUCUGAACAUCACCACUUCCCUGGUGCAGGUGCUGGUGUGGCCGUUCAUCUCCAUCAACCUCUUCAUGUACUUCACCUUCCGGGCCAAGCAGAGCCUCCGGGUCGAGGCGCGCUACCUGCUCUUCGCCCAGACGCUCCUGGCCGACUCGGCCCUCUUCCUCAUGACCAACUUCUCUGUGAUCACCAUCAACCAGCACCGGCUGCUGCCCAUCGGCUUCUGCGUCCCCUUCCUCAUCGUCAUGUACACCUUCAACCAGGUGUCGCCCACCGUCAUCGUGGCCAUGUGCCUGGAGCGCUACGUGGCCAUCUGCAUGCCUCUACGGCACGUCAACAUUUUCUCCCCAAACCGGACUCUGAUCGUCAUAGCCUUUGUGUGGUUCAUGAGUUUCAUAAAGCCUUUCAUUGAUUUCCUCAUCCUCCUCUCUGUGGUCUCCCAAGGUUACUUCAAGAGACUCAACUUCUGCUAUUAUGAAAUUAUGCUGCUGGCCAAGUGGCAUAUGAUGAUGAGGGGUAACCUGAACAUAAUGAACUAUCUGGCCAUUUUAGUGGUCUUGCUGUUCUGCUAUGUGUCAAUCUUCCGUGUUGCCCGACGGGCGUCGGGUAAAGAUAAGAAGGCGGCAGCAAAGGGGCAGAGGACACUGCUGCUCCACCUGUUACAGCUGUUCCUGUGCACUUUAGAGAUUAUCUGCCCCUAUGUGGAGGCGAGGGUGAUGGAAGUUGAUGUACAGAUGUAUCUUAUCCUGCGCUAUUUUAACUUUCUGGCGUUUACCAUUCUCUCCCGGGCAAUUAUUCCCUUGAUCUACGGCUUCCGAGAUGAGAAGUUUUAUGCCGCAAUGAAAACCUAUGCCCGGUGUAAGCGGAGUCAUGUUUCACCUCGUAAAUUGAAUUUGACACAACGUGCCAAAUGA
Molecule: messenger RNA, 957 nt
Organism: Sardina pilchardus (European sardine)
Lineage: Eukaryota; Metazoa; Chordata; Actinopteri; Clupeiformes; Clupeidae
Product: odorant receptor 131-2-like
Exons: 1
Coding region: 1-957 (318 amino acids)
Biological process (GO): G protein-coupled receptor signaling pathway; detection of chemical stimulus involved in sensory perception of smell
Cellular component (GO): membrane
Molecular function (GO): odorant binding; olfactory receptor activity; G protein-coupled receptor activity
Source: RefSeq, a predicted model, not a curated record